This is a messenger RNA of Perognathus longimembris pacificus (Pacific pocket mouse), 1551 nucleotides long. Its product is annotated as basic proline-rich protein-like. NCBI's taxonomy places the organism in Eukaryota, Metazoa, Chordata, Mammalia, Rodentia, Heteromyidae. The transcript has 3 exons. Bases 1 to 1551 code for a protein of 516 amino acids. The record is from RefSeq and is a predicted model, not a curated record.
AUGGCUGUGGCUGGCCCAGGUGACCCGGGCCAGUGGGGCAGAGCCCGUGGGCGCCCGCGCCGCGCCGCCCUCGGCGGGGACCCGGGGACCCGGGGCCCCGGGCUGCGCGGGGCCUGGGGCUCCCGGCGCCGCCGCGCGCCCAUCGCGCAGACGGAGGCCGAGGCGGGGAGGCCCAGGCUGCCGAAGUGGCCGCGGACCCAGGGGCCGCCCGUCCCCGCCCGCGCCCCGCCCCGGCUCGCGAGCCACCGGCGCCCCAGCCCGGGUCCCCGCUCAUUCCGUGCCGCCGCCCGGAAAGGGCCGCCCCGGGCUCCGUGUGCCCGCCCGCCCGCGGCUCCUCUCAGCCUCCUCCCAGGGGCAGGGCCACCCCGGGCCCCGCACCGACCGCUCCUCCGCCUCCCGGACGGCAGCCUUCUGCGCCCCACUGAGCAGGCGGCCCAGCCCGGGCCGCGCGGGGCCCGUGACCGGGGCAAGGGCUGGCGACCACCCCUCGGCGCACACCCCGAGCCCUCGGGGCGCCCCUGUGCUCACCCUCGGCGCACACCCCGAGCCCUCGGGGCGCCCCUGUGCUCACCCUCGGCGCACACCCCGAGCCCUCGGGGCCCCCCUGUGCUCACCCUCGGCGCACACCCCGAGCCCGCGGGGCCCCCCUGUGCUCACCCUCGGCGCACACCCCGAGCCCGCGGGGCCCCCCUGUGCUCACCCUCGGCGCACACCCCGAGCCCUCUGCGCCCCUCUGUCCACAGCCCGAGUCCUCGGGGCGGCCCCUCCGCACCCCCUCCGCGCGGCGCCGGACCCCGGGCUCGGGGACCUCGCCGCCCCCCCCCCCGCCCUGCCUCAGAGGCCGGUGGGGCCGCCCGGCCCUGCUGGAGACCCGCACCCCCCAGAGCCCCGCUGCGGCGCCGUGCGGUGAAGCUGGGGACCCUGGGAAACCCGCACCCCACGAACACCGGCCCCCCGGCCGUGGCUCGGGAGGGACCCCCGGAGCCGGGCUCGUUGGCGCAGCCGUCCGGCCCGGUGGGGCCCUCCGACCCCGGAGCCCGACCGGUCACCACGCCGCCCUCUGGGUCUGGGACAAAGAGGUCCCCGGGCCCAGGCCGCCCCUCGCCCCUCUCCCCGCGCCGGGUCCCGGGGCCCCCGAGCGCCCCGCAAGGGGGGGGGGGCUUCACCAGCUCGCUCUGCCUAAGAAAGUCCCCAGGGGAGAGCUGGGGGGGGCUGGGCUCGCCGGGGCGCCCCACCGUGGUGUGCCCGGCCCGGAGCGGCCGCCGCGCGCCCGCGCCCUCGGGCCUCCCGGCGCCCCCGGCCCCGCGCCCCCGGCCCCCGACGCCCGCGUGGACGGGGGGAGAGCGCUGGCUCUCGGCGCCAGGUGCCCCGCGCCUCCGCGAGGACCGGGUGCCCGAGCGCGGGGACCCCCGUCCCGGAGCGCCCGGGGGAGAGGGGGCGGGGGGUCCCCGCAGCCCCGGCCCCAGCCGCUCAGAGCCCGGGGCCGCGCCUACCUGCCGCCGCGCCCGCCGCGCCCGCCGCUGCCCUCCCGGCUGCCGGGGGCGACUUUAA